AUGAAAAUGCAACCUUAUCUAAAUUCAAUAACCCGCACGUCAUCAACGACGACGGACGUCUCGGGAGCUGGAGACAUCGAGGGUGCCGUUGGUGAUAUGAGCCGUUUGACAUCGCUUCUCGCCGAAUCGCAAACCCAGGAGCUUCAUUUUCCGACUCGCCUUCUUCCUCCUUCCAGCCUCCUCCCCUGUUGCGACCAACACGCUAAAACAAUGCUUGCACUCAGACCCCGAAUCACGGCUGUGUAUGCCUCUGCACCGACUGUCCAAGACCCUCGAGCGUGGUUUUGCCCUGCUCGAAGAUCAAACGAAUCGAAUGCUGGCGACUGGCGUGGAGCGUCAGCAACUCUGAAAGGGACGGGCAAGAAGGGCGAUAUAUACCGCAAAUUCCAAGAAGCCGCGACAGAGCAGCUCGCCGCUCAGCAUUUAACGCUCUUCACUCUUAGCGACAACGCAACGACAAGCAGACUUUCAUUUGAAAAACGGCUGGAUACAGCGGACCCAUACCUCGUCCCCUCAUCCUCCUCAUUCCUUUUUAUCUCUGCUCCACCACAAUCUUCUUGCGGAACACUGCUGAGUUGGAAGUUGACUUCUGCCCUCGAGACGGAGUACCAAGACCAUCUUUUGCUGAGCUGGGAGACGUUAUUGGGCUGGAAUGAGCCACUUUGGCACGACGGAGAUCUUCUCGCCGGAGAAACUGGUCUCAGACCCGGUAACGAGCUAGGAGUCAGGCUUUUCUAG
This is a messenger RNA of Mycena indigotica, 738 nucleotides long. RefSeq lists its product as uncharacterized. The transcript is spliced from 5 exons. The record is from RefSeq and is a predicted model, not a curated record. The coding region runs from base 1 to 738 and encodes 245 amino acids. NCBI's taxonomy places the organism in Eukaryota, Fungi, Basidiomycota, Agaricomycetes, Agaricales, Mycenaceae.